This is a messenger RNA of Melitaea cinxia (Glanville fritillary), 3795 nucleotides long. RefSeq lists its product as uncharacterized. The transcript has 3 exons. Gene Ontology annotation, molecular function: nucleic acid binding; zinc ion binding. Bases 1 to 3795 code for a protein of 1264 amino acids. The record is from RefSeq and is a predicted model, not a curated record. Gene Ontology annotation, biological process: DNA integration. Lineage: Eukaryota; Metazoa; Arthropoda; Insecta; Lepidoptera; Nymphalidae.
AUGGAGCAUGCACGGCCGCCAUCAGAACUUAAAAUUGAUGGCGUUGGGGGGCCCGUUAGCAGAGCAGACGUAUGGAAAAAGUGGAAGCAACAAUUUCUAUUGUUCAUGAAAGCUUCAGGUGUGUAUUCGGAAUCAUCAAGUAUUCAAGCCAGCUUACUUGUAAAUCUUAUAGGUCCCGAUGGGUUUGAUAUAUAUCAAACUUUUAAUUUUGAACGAGAUGAAGACAGCGAUGAUGUCAAUAUCGUAUUAAAAAAAUUUGAUGAAUAUUUUGGAAUGAAGUCAAAUGUGACGUUGAUGCGAUAUAAAUUUUUUUCACGAAAUCAAGAGCUUGGAGAAUCUAUUCAACAAUACGUUACAGCUCUCCGUCUACUGAGCAAAAAUUGUGAAUUCUCUACAUUAGAAGAAGAUUUAAUAAGAGACAGAAUCAUUUGUGGUAUACGUCAAAAUACGGUUAGGGAUCGAUUAUUAAGAUGCGAAGAACUUAAUUUAGAAAAAGCGAUGCGAAUUUGUCAAGCAGAAGAAAUAGCACAAGAAGGUGGACAGCAAAUGGGCAGUACAAGUGAAAAUACUUCGCAUGUGGAUACUGUAAAAAUGAGACGCCGUGACCAAGAAGUAGCAUGUGGGUGGCGAUCCCGCACGCGGAGCAACAAUCCAGCAAGCACUUCGUGGCGUAAUACUGUUGGCGUUCCAGGAUCAUCAGCAAUUAUUACCUGUAGGAGUUGUGGUAAUUCACGGUGUGGGAGGAAAGAUGAAUGCCCUGCACGAUUUAUAAAAUGUUUUACGUGUGGCAAACAAGGUCAUUUUUCCCGUUUCUGUAAUUUUAAUCGUAAUUCAACUCGUAAUAUAGGUAAAUUUAAUCGCGUUCAUGAAAUUGAAUGUAACAAUAAUGAUCGAGAUAGUGAUUCGACAGAUGAUAAUUUUCAGAUUAGCGUUGUUGAAGAAGGAAAUAAAAAAGGUGAGAAUUGGUUUCAGAAACUUUCUUGUGAGCAUGGAGUAGAAAAAUUUAAAAUAGAUACAGGAGCGGAUUACAACAUAAUAUCUUAUAAGAGGUUUAAAGAGUUAGGUUUUAAUGACGAAAUAAUAAUAAAAAAGACACUAGCUUUACAUUCUUAUACUCAUAACUCUAUACCCCUUAAGGGCAUUUGUAUUAUUCCUUGGACUUAUAAAAACGUUACUUACAACCUUAAAUUCGCAAUAGCUGACAUGAUCUGUAAUAGUAUUUUAGGUUAUAAAUCAUGUGAAAUGUUAGGAUUAGUAAAACGUAUUUAUUCUAUUGAAAUAUCAAAUUAUGAUGACGUUUUUAAAGGAUUGGGAUGCUUACCUGGUAAGUAUCACAUAGUUGUUAAUAAAUCUAUGGCGCCUGUUAUAUGCGCUAGUAGAAAAAUUCCUCACAGCUUACGAGAUCGUUUGAAAGUGGAAUUAGAAAAAAUGGAAGAACUAAACGUUAUUAGAAAGGUUACACAUCCAACGCAGUGGGUUCACCCAUUAGUCUUAGUCGCUAAAAAGAAUAAUGGUAUUCGUAUAUGUUUAGAUCCUCGUGAAUUAAAUAAGGCGGUGCAACGAUCACACUUUCAACUACCAACUGUAUCUGAACUGGCAUCUCGAUUACACGGAGCACGAUUUUUCUCUGUACUCGAUGCUACUGCGGGGUUUUGGACUGUGGCGCUAGACGACGAGAGUGCAGAUUUGUGCACUUUCAGCACACCCUUCGGUAGGUACCAAUUUCUUCGUCUUCCAUUUGGUAUAAAUUGUGCAUCGGAAGUUUUUCAUGGAAAAUUAAAGCAAUUUUUGGAAGAUCUUGAUGGUGUUGAAAAUUAUAUUGAUGAUAUUAUUGUGUGGGGUGAAACGAAAGAAAUACACGAUAAUCGUUUGAAGGCAUUGCUUGAUAGAGCUAGGCAAAUCAAUUUGAAGUUUAAUAAAGAUAAAUGUAGAUUUUUUGUUGAAGAAGUUAAAUACUUAGGGCACGUAUUUAAUGUCAACGGUAUGAGACCAGAUAGUGAAAAAAUUAAAGCAAUUAAAGAAAUGCAGGUUCCAAAGGAUAGGAAAGAUUUAGAAAGAUUUUUAGGUGCAGUUAAUUUUCUAUCAAAGUUCAUUCCUAAUCAUUCUGAAAUAGCAGUUCUGUUGACGAAUCUUUUAAAAAAGGAUAAUUCGUGGCGUUGGGAAGAUAGCGAACGCAACGCAUUCGACAACUUGAAAAAGGCAGUAACGAGCUCGAGCGUUUUAGCACUCUAUAAUCCGACUCAACCGAUUGUGAUGUCAGUCGAUGCAUCGCGUAACGCCUUGGGAGCAGUUUUACUACAAAAUGGUCGACCGGUUGAAUUUGCAUCUUGUACACUUACAGAUGCUCAAAAAAGGUAUGCCCAAAUUGAAAAAGAAAUGUUAGCGAUUGUUUUUGCGUGUGAACGGUUUCAUCAAUAUAUUUACGGACAAAGUCGGGUCGUCGUAGAGACAGAUCAUAAACCGCUAGAAAGUAUUGUUAAAAAGCCAUUAAUGUCUAUUCCAGCACGUUUGCAACGCAUGCUUUUAAGAAUUCAGGGAUAUGAUUUAGUUGUGAGAUAUGUUCCAGGAAAAUAUAUGUAUAUAGCUGAUAUGCUAUCUCGAGCAGCACUACCGGAUCUUUAUAGUAGUAAGAUUCACGAUAAAGUUGUAUGUCAAGUGGGGAUGGUUGUAGAAGGUAUGCCAAUAUCGAAUGAUAAAUUAACUUUAGUAAAAAGAGAAACCAAGCAUGAUUUAGAGUUACAAAUUUUAAUGAAAUAUAUUGAUUUAGGUUGGCCAAAUCAUAAUUACAACGUUUCUAAUGAAGUUAAACAUUACUGGUCUAUAAAAAAUGAGUUAAAUGUUGUCGACGGAGUUAUAUUCAAAGGUAACUUAGUGCUGGUUCCAAGAAAGCUGCGUAAUGAAAUGUUAAGAAUUGUUCACGAAGGUCAUUUAGGCAUUGAACGUUGUAAACGGCGAGCAAGGCAGGUUAUUUAUUGGCCAAAUAUCUCACAUGACAUAGAACAAUACGUCAAGCGUUGUAAGACAUGUCAACAAUAUUCAAACGCUCCUAGUAAAGAACCUAUGAUACCUGUAGAUAUUCCCAAUCUUCCAUGGAUGAUAAAUAAAAUGAAGGAAAUAUUUGCAAGAUUUGGUAUUCCAAGUGUCGUUAUAACAGAUAACGGAACGCAAUAUUCCAGCAGAGAGUUUAAAAUGUUUUCUUUUGAAUGGGGAUUUGAUCAUGUUACUUCUUCUCCUAACUAUUCCCAAUCAAACGGAAAAAGUGAACGAGCAGUCCAAACUGUCAAGAAGAUGUUAAAAAAAUCACUUGCGAGUAAUGAAGAUUUCUUUUUAGCUCUACUUAGUUAUAGGAACACGCCAAGAGACGAAUUAAGCUCACCAGCAGAGUUAUUAAUGGGUCGAACGUUACGUUGUCAGCUGCCCGUUCAUCCUAAUAUAUUGAAGCCUAAGCUUGUCAAUCCUUUAGACUAUAAAACUAUGCUCAACAAACAACACAAAACUAAAUUAUAUUAUGAUCAGCGUUGCAAAGAGCUUGAGGAAUUGAAAGGGGGUGAUUCCGUCAUAUGUAUAGACGGAAAGGUUAGAUAUAGGGGAAAAGUUGUCGGACACGCUAAUACUCCACGAUCUUACAUUGUACAAAACAGUGUAGGUAAAAGAUUUAGACGUAAUCGUCGUCAUCUAAUAAAAUGUAAAAGUGACUUAAAUUGUAAUGACGGAAACGACAAUAGUAUUGAAAUGUAUACUGACGCUAAUGAUGUUUGCACAACAUUCUUAGAACGCUACUGUAAUCAGACAUAA